This is a messenger RNA of Thunnus maccoyii (southern bluefin tuna), 1781 nucleotides long. Its product is annotated as tubulin alpha-1A chain-like. The coding region runs from base 16 to 1371 and encodes 451 amino acids. Gene Ontology annotation, cellular component: microtubule; cytoplasm. The transcript has 4 exons. Gene Ontology annotation, molecular function: structural constituent of cytoskeleton; GTP binding. NCBI's taxonomy places the organism in Eukaryota, Metazoa, Chordata, Actinopteri, Scombriformes, Scombridae. The record is from RefSeq and is a predicted model, not a curated record. Gene Ontology annotation, biological process: microtubule cytoskeleton organization; mitotic cell cycle.
UCAAGAGACGAAAACAUGCGUGAAUGUAUCUCUGUCCACGUUGGCCAAGCUGGAGCUCAGAUAGGCAAUGCAUGCUGGGAGCUCUACUGCCUGGAGCAUGGUAUCCAGCCGGACGGUCAGAUGCCCAGCGACAAGACCAUUGGAGGUGGAGAUGACUCCUUCAACACCUUCUUCAGUGAGACUGGAGCUGGCAAACAUGUUCCCAGAGCUGUCUUUGUGGACUUGGAGCCAACGGUCAUCGAUGAAGUCCGCACAGGAACCUACCGCCAGCUCUUCCACCCUGAGCAGCUGAUCACCGGAAAGGAAGAUGCAGCCAACAACUACGCCCGAGGUCACUACACCAUCGGCAAGGAGAUCAUCGACCUGGUUCUUGACAGGAUUCGUAAACUGGCUGACCAGUGCACAGGGCUUCAGGGUUUCCUCAUCUUCCACUCCUUUGGAGGAGGAACAGGCUCUGGCUUCACCUCUCUGCUGAUGGAGCGUCUCUCUGUAGACUAUGGCAAGAAGUCCAAGCUGGAGUUUGCCAUCUAUCCAGCCCCCCAGGUGUCUACAGCCGUGGUGGAGCCCUACAACUCCAUCCUGACCACCCACACCACCCUGGAGCACUCUGAUUGUGCCUUCAUGGUGGACAACGAGGCCAUCUACGACAUCUGCCGCAGGAACCUGGACAUCGAGCGUCCCACCUACACCAACCUCAACAGGCUGAUUGGACAGAUUGUCUCCUCCAUCACAGCCUCCCUGCGCUUCGAUGGAGCCUUGAAUGUGGACCUGACAGAGUUCCAGACCAACUUGGUGCCCUACCCACGUAUCCACUUCCCUCUGGCCACCUACGCCCCAGUUAUUUCAGCAGAGAAGGCCUAUCAUGAGCAGCUGUCAGUAGCAGAGAUAACCAACGCCUGCUUCGAGCCGGCCAAUCAGAUGGUGAAAUGCGAUCCUCGCCAUGGUAAGUACAUGGCCUGCUGCCUGUUAUUCCGUGGUGAUGUGGUGCCAAAAGACGUCAACUCUGCCAUCGCCACCAUCAAAACAAAGCGCACCAUCCAGUUUGUGGACUGGUGCCCCACAGGCUUCAAGGUGGGCAUCAACUAUCAGCCUCCCACUGUGGUUCCUGGAGGAGACCUGGCCAAGGUGCAGAGGGCUGUGUGCAUGCUGAGCAACACCACCGCCAUAGCCGAGGCCUGGGCUCGACUCGACCACAAGUUUGACCUGAUGUACGCCAAGAGGGCAUUCGUCCACUGGUACGUAGGAGAGGGGAUGGAGGAGGGAGAGUUCUCAGAGGCCAGAGAAGACAUGGCUGCACUGGAGAAGGAUUAUGAAGAGGUGGGAACUGACAGCAUCGGGGAUGAAGGAGAGGAAGAGGGGGAGGAAUAUUAAGUGUGAAAUGACCAAACAAAACCAACACUAAUUGGGUUCUUUUUAGGUCUGAGUAUGCUCCAAACAAACUAGGUCAUACAUUGGUUGUCCGACCACAUCCAUAGGCAAAGAUAUAACCUGUUCCACCCCAAUUCUGCUGCAGGAAAGGGAGUUUUAGUUACUGCUGGAUGACCCAAAAACCCCUUUAUUUGAAGAAUACUGAAGCUUUUAUGCCAUUCAUGUCCAUUGCCCUAUGGCAUCAAGAUUGUGUAAAAGUACAUUUAAUGACAUAUUAAGGAUUAUUUUUCACUGUGGUCUGAUUGGAAGUUCUGUUAAAAUGCUAAUAAAUGUUUUGUCCCUGUAGGUACUCAGAUUCCUUCUGUUCUUUGUCUCCUUCCUGUGCAAUGCUGUAUAACAACAGGAUUCUGUUC